Paraglomus occultum is the source of this 2171-nucleotide messenger RNA. The record is from the annotation of a GenBank genome assembly. Lineage: Eukaryota; Fungi; Glomeromycota; Glomeromycetes; Paraglomerales; Paraglomeraceae.
AAGCUGAUUUAUCAAAAAACGAACCGCAAAUAAGAGCUGAUGAAUGCGAAGCAUUGGAGAAGGGCUUUUAUGCACAACCGAAGGAUCCUUAUAACUCGUUCCGCCGAUUAGCAGAAUUUAUAGAAGCGAUGGGUAGGAAAUGGCAACCUGUCAACUUUAUGUGUCCAGUCAGCGCCAUCGUUCAAUCAAGUGGUGUCGGAAAAUCGCGAAGUAUCAAAGAACUCGCCAACAACAAGUUUGUUAUUCACCUUUGCUUGCGUGGAAAGAGUGAUGGUUUUCCCUUACGUUCUUUCAAAAUUGCUGACUUGAUACUGAAGGAGCCAGAGACAGAUUACCCUCGCUAUGAAGCUCUCUCACGUUUUGUUGCUUAUAUAUGUGCUUGUUACGAAGAAUUGGUAGGAUUUCUCAACAAAGUGAAAGGUGAAGAAAUGGAAAGCAUUUUCCACAAAUGGUAUCAUCAGCAGAUUACCACAGAUGAGACAGAUGAUAGACGGCUUGGUGGUAAAACCUUUUGGGGGCGUAUCUCCGAUAGGAUGUUAGCUAUACAGAAGGAAUUUUUAGCACCGAUAGGAAGUAGUUCUGAUUCAGCAUUUGCUAAGAGCCUCAAGACAAAAAUUAAUGGUGUUAUCAAAAAAUUGGAGGAACAGCUUGAAAUGUUUCAUUACUUACGAGAAGGUGAUGUCUCCAUCAUAUUCGCAAUUGAUGAAGCACGAUCGUUAACAGUUCCAAAUGAAAGGCUUGGUAGCAAUUCUCUGUAUCACUAUUUCCGUGUUGCAUCUGCCACAAUACCUGGAUACGAUCUAAAUAUGAAAGUCAAUACAUUUGUUCUUUUGCUGGACACUGUCUCAAAAAUAGCCAAUUUUCUGCCACCUUCAGUAUCUGAUCCAUCUUUUCGCUAUGUCACCAAAUCUACCAAUUUGUACCCGCCCUAUUGGACUAUUGAUCUAUGGGACGUGCUUUCAACUCCCCCCAAUGUUCAUUUGAUAAUUGAUGUCCACCAGAGAAAGGUCGAUGUGAACCUUUUGGAUGAUGAAGCACAACGUACAGCCGUAUUUAGAGCAGUAACAAGUGCAAAAUGCAAACUCAUGGGUGGCGUCAACUUCGAAGACAACAUUCAACAUAAUCCAAGAGAAAUAAUCAUUAGACAAAAUAUGGUUGCAUUAUGGUGUGUAAGAGUAAGUCUUUUGGUUAAGCCACAAGGCGAACUGGCUAAACCGCUUGUAGCUGAGGCAGCGGCGCGAAUCAUUAAUCAUCACAAGAUCAAAUUCGAGGAAACAAUUGAACCACUUCUUGGUUUUAUUCGAGAAGGGAUAGUAGAACCAGGACCGAAGGGAGAGCUUACUGUUCGCAUCCUACUAACAUUGGCUUGGGAUCAUGCAAUUCAUCAAGUGCAAAAACAUUUGCCUGAAUUCAUCUACACAUAUCCUUUAACGGUUAGACAGUACUUGACUGCAUUGAUGUCAGAUGUCAGUUAUCUCGAAGGUCAAAUUAAUUCUGAUAGUAUGGAACUUCUGUUGAGCGGCAUUGUAUUUUUUACACAUUUUAUAGUUGUGGCACAGUCUAUAACAAAGGAAGAUUUACGUCACUUCUUUUGUCGCGGUGCAGCAUUUCAAUGUCAACGUGGACAAAGUGCUAUAGAUCAUGGUAUUCCAGUUCUGCUGCCGAAUGGCAAGUUCACCUGCAUUUUAAUUCAAACGCGCAACUAUAGUGGAAGCGACCCUAAUGUUAUGUUUGCAAGUCUUGUAAUUACUCCCCAAACUGCAGGGUUGGAUAUGAAUCCGGAUUGGCCAUAUCUCGUUUUAUAUUUUACUUUAGGCUAUAAAAACGGUAUGAUUAAGAAUCUGAAGGUUGUGCAUGAUACUACUAGUGAUAAGGCUAAGAAAACCAAACGACAAGAGAUGCUAUCGAAAUCCCUUGCAAAUGAGGAUGCAGAAGUAGCAAAGAGCCGACUAGACAAGCAAAUCAUUGUAGGCUUGUUUGGUAUCACACCAGAUGUAUUUCCAUUUCUUAAUACAAGUGAGGAAGCAGAACUUCUUAAAAAACUAUCCAAAGCAUGGACUGAUCCGAUGUCAUUUGCCAAAGAAGAUGAGAAGGAAGUGAUAAAACGCAUGAUGCCACUUGUGUGGAGAGACAAGCGCAUGAAAAAAGAUGAGUGUGAAGAAGAUUUGUGA